UAAUGAUUAAGACAAUCCUUGUGAAUAUACCAUCGUAUAUUGAAGACUCAAACUAUAGAUAUAAGAUGCCAAAACCUUAACUUAAGAUUGAAGGUAGAGGAAAUGGUAUAAAAACAAACAUAAUGAAUUUACAUGAGAUAGCAAAGGCUUUAAAAUGUCAUGAUUAAUGUUUAGACUAUUAAUUAACUUAGAUCCUUUAAAAUAUUUGGGUUUUGAGUUUGGUUCUUAAACUUCUUAUAAAUUUAAAAAUGACAACGAUGUGACUUGUAUUAUAAAUGGCGCCUUUUAAGAUGAUUAAAUAAGAAAAUAAUUAGACAAAUUUAUAGAGAAAUACAUUCUUUGUUAAAAAUGUAGAUAUCCAGAGAUGUAUAUGAAAAUAAAGGGAGGUAAGAUAAUAUAUGGAUAAUGUGAUUCUUGUGGACAUGUCAGUGAUUUAGAUAAUGCUCAUAGAUUGGCAAGUUAUAUAUUAAAGAAUCCUCCUGAUGGAAAUUAAUCAAUAAUAAGUGGUUCAAAAGAAGUUUAGAUUAUACAUAAUGAAGGCUAGAAUGGAAAUAAGGAGGAUAAGUAAAAAAAGAAGAAAAUAUUGGCUGAUGAAGUAGGUUUGGAAUCUGAGUUACUAGAAUCGUUUUUAAUUCAAUUAAGAGAUACAUAUAGUAGAUUAGUAGUAAAUGAAAAAAUUGAUAAUGAUAUUGCUGAUAUGAUGUUAACUUAAGAUAUAAAGAAAUUCAAUUUAGAUAAAAAUUUGAAAGAUAGAGUUUGUUAUUUGAUUUUUUAGAGUAUGUUUGAUGAAUUACCUACAAAAGGAUUAUAAAGAAAUUAUGAAUUAUUAACGAAUUACUUUAAUGAUUUAGAUCCCUAAUUAUCUUAAUGUCAUAUGAUGUUGAAUAUCAUAUAUUUAAUGAAGAAAAGAAACAUUGAUGAUGUAUAUUUUUGCACAGUCUUAAAAGGAUUUUAUGAUUAUUCAUAUAUCGAAGAACAAUAUUUAUUAAAGUGGUAUGAUAAUUAAGAAGAAUGGAAAAAAGAAGCAAAUCAAGAUUUCUUAUAUAAUGAAUAAUUAGAUAAUCAUUAUAGAUAAUUGAGUUAACCAAUGAUCAAUUGGAUGAAGUAAUAUAAUUAAUCUAAUAAUUUUUAGAUCAUAGACAGGAUAAGAAGAAGAAUAUUAUGAAGAAGAAGCUGAAGCUGAACAACCAAUUGAAUAAUAAUGACACA
Paramecium sonneborni is the source of this 1209-nucleotide messenger RNA. The record is from the annotation of a GenBank genome assembly. Lineage: Eukaryota; Ciliophora; Oligohymenophorea; Peniculida; Parameciidae.